AUCCUCAACAUGGAAGAUGACCAGAACUGGUACAAGGCUGAGCUGUACGGCUGCGAGGGCUUCGUCCCCAAAAACUACAUCAAGGUCAAGCCGCACCCGUGGUACGCGGGCAGGAUCUCCCGGCACCUGGCAGAGGAGCGGCUCCUCCAGCGCAAGUACCUGGGAGCUUUCCUGAUCCGUGACAGCGAGAGCACGCCGGGCGAGUUCUAGAUCUCUGUCAACUACGGGCAGCACGUCCAGCACUUCAAGGUGCUCAGGGAGAGGAAUGGCAAAUAUUUCCUCUGGGAGGAAAAGUUCAACUCCCUUAACGAGCUCGUGGAUUUCUACAGGACCACCACCAUUGCCAAAAAGCAACAGAUCUUCCUCCGGGAUGAGGACCAGACCCAGGAGGGGAGGAGACCCAAAUUUGUGCAAGCCCAGUUCGACUUUUCGGCCCACGACGGCUCCCAGCUGCAUUUCCUCCGCGGGGACAUCAUCGAGGUCCUGGACUGCCCUGAUCCCAACUGGUGGCAGGGGAAGAUCUACGGGCGCGUCGGCCUCUUCCCUCGCAACUACGUGCACCCUAUCCACAAGUGAACUGCUGC
Molecule: messenger RNA, 584 nt
Organism: Apaloderma vittatum (bar-tailed trogon)
Lineage: Eukaryota; Metazoa; Chordata; Aves; Trogoniformes; Trogonidae
Gene: GRAP
Product: GRB2-related adaptor protein
Exons: 4
Molecular function (GO): protein binding
Source: RefSeq, a predicted model, not a curated record